AUGUCAAUCUCAGGAGUUGUUCGACUUGGAAAGCCAUCAAGAAAGGCUAUAUUCUCAAUGACAGAUUCAGCAUUGAAUAAGAUAAGAGAGAUGAUGGUGACAGAAGGAAGUGGAAAGAACUUUAUUGGAAUGAAGCUGGGCGUAAAGCAGAGAGGGUGUUCAGGCUUGGCAUAUACAUUGGACUUUACUAAGGAGCCUCCUAGCAAGAUGGACGAGGUCGUCACUGAUAGAGGCGUGACAGUGGUCGUCGACUCAAAGGCACUCAUGUCAGUCAUUGGCACAGAGAUGGACUACAUCGAGGAGCCCAUUAAGAAGGAGUUUAUAUUCAUUAAUCCCAACGCUACAAACACAUGUGGGUGCGGCGAGUCCUUCACAGUCAAGGACCCAGUCAUCCAGUUCCCUACCUUGAAUAAAGUCAAUCAACUACAACAUUAA
Messenger RNA from Acytostelium subglobosum LB1, 435 nucleotides. RefSeq lists its product as hypothetical. NCBI's taxonomy places the organism in Eukaryota, Evosea, Eumycetozoa, Acytosteliales, Acytosteliaceae. Gene Ontology annotation, biological process: iron-sulfur cluster assembly. The record is from RefSeq and is a predicted model, not a curated record. Bases 1 to 435 code for a protein of 144 amino acids. The transcript has 2 exons. Gene Ontology annotation, molecular function: 2 iron, 2 sulfur cluster binding. Gene Ontology annotation, cellular component: cytoplasm; mitochondrion.